Molecule: messenger RNA, 225 nt
Organism: Geodia barretti
Lineage: Eukaryota; Metazoa; Porifera; Demospongiae; Tetractinellida; Geodiidae
Source: the annotation of a GenBank genome assembly
AUGACUUCCUUCCUGUGGGUUCCGGUUCUGCUGGUCGGCCCCUUUGGCGCGACCGAACUCCUGAUCAUCCUGGGAAUCGUCAUCCUCAUCUUCGGCGGUUCACGGCUGCCCCAGUUGGGGAAAGGCCUCGGCGCGGGCAUCAAGAAUUUUCGGAACUCCAUGAAGAGCGUCACGAACCCGGACAACGGUUCGGAUGACGCCGACGCGCCCAAGGACGACGACUGA